This is a messenger RNA of Rhea pennata, 4170 nucleotides long. RefSeq names its product zinc finger CCCH-type containing 12B (gene ZC3H12B). The transcript is spliced from 10 exons. Gene Ontology annotation, cellular component: cytoplasmic ribonucleoprotein granule; nucleus. The record is from RefSeq and is a predicted model, not a curated record. Bases 706 to 3216 code for a protein of 836 amino acids. Gene Ontology annotation, molecular function: RNA endonuclease activity; mRNA binding; metal ion binding. NCBI's taxonomy places the organism in Eukaryota, Metazoa, Chordata, Aves, Rheiformes, Rheidae.
CGGAAGCCUAGUGGCGGAAGACUAUCGUUCCCGGCAAUCUGCGGGGUGCGCCGACCAUCUUUGUCGCUACAGUUACUGUGCUGCGUCCCGUCACCCAAAUACCGUCCGACGCCCCUCCCGCGACCGUCCUCGGUCCACACAGACUUACUUCAUUGUGACAAGAAAUUAUGUACAGAACACUUCCAGCCACAAGAAUGAAUUUUUUCCUCUCAAUGAUCAUCCUUUCUACAGUGAUCAGUUCUACAAUACUGGAGAUGCUAAACUUAGACAUUGAGUAGUUCAUAAGGUUCCCAAGCUGGCAGAGGAAACUUGGAGAGAUGAGGGCAGGGAAAACGAAGCCUUGAUACCAGCAUGGAAGAAUGAUAGAGAGCCCCCAGUAAAACAUACUGCAGGACUGAAUUCUGGCUAACAUGCUGCUGGAGAGGUACAUGCUCUCAUGGGAUUGAAGGGGUGGCAGUGUUGCUAAACUGAAAAAUGAGAAAAUGGUGCUUGCUCGUAACCUGAAGGAGUGGAAGAGACGUGAGAGGAAAUGAAAAAGGAACUUCAUGUUGGUGUUGUUUAUGCCAGAACAUAGUAGGCAUGGCAAAUUAACUCCAGCCUUGUGUAAACUUUUAAUUAGCCGAAAAGAUGCAACCGAGUACGAAUCCCAGGUGGCUUUGGAAAUGAAAGAGAAAUUUUGAGCUCUCUGGCUGGAAGCUGAACGUGAUGACGGCCUGGUCUAUGGUGGGGAAGUUGAAAAUGGAGAAGAGGCACACCAGAGAAGAGAGAAAUGUAGAACAAGAUGCUGGGGAAUGCAGUGCUGAAUCUGAGGAAUGGACGAGCUCAGAAAGUGAACCUGAACAACUAUACUUCAGAAGCAGCAGUGGCAAUAUGCAGUGGAGAGAGAAGGAAGUUUGCACUAAACCACAUCGGCCACUCUGCCGCUCCCCUUGUUUGGAUCGCCCAAGUUUUUCACAGAGCAGUAUCACACAAGACUUCAAGCUGGAAGAAUGCAAAACAAAUUUGGACAAAGAAUACCAAGCUAAAAUGGAUUUUGCUUUAAAGCUUGGAUAUGCAGGAGAUCAGAUCCAGGCUGUACUGAAUAAGUUGGGAGCAGAUGCCCUCAUCAAUGAUGUUCUGGCAGAGCUUGUGAGACUUGGCAACAAAAGUGAAUCAGAGGGACAAAGCAGUGCCAGCUCUGCCACUAGUACUCUGGUGCCGAGAGGCCUGUGCCCAAAGGAGAUAGCAAGCCCUGAACUGUCGCUUGAGGAUGAAGUUGUGGAUAACAGUGAUAACCUAAGGCCAAUUGUCAUUGAUGGAAGCAAUGUGGCCAUGAGUCAUGGGAAUAAAGAAGGAUUUUCUUGCCGGGGAAUUCAAUUAGCUGUUGAUUGGUUUCUGGAAAAAGGACAUAAAGAUAUAACUGUGUUUGUCCCUGCAUGGAGAAAAGAGCAGUCUCGACCUGAUGCACCAAUUACAGAUCAAGAAAUCUUACGUAAAUUGGAGAAAGAAAAAAUUCUUGUUUUUACCCCAUCUCGAAGAGUUCAGGGAAGAAGAGUUGUUUGCUAUGAUGAUCGAUUCAUAGUAAAACUUGCUUUUGACUCAGAUGGCAUCAUUGUAUCGAAUGACAACUAUCGGGAUCUUCAAAAUGAAAAACCAGAAUGGAAGAAGUUCAUAGAGGAACGGCUGCUCAUGUAUUCUUUUGUGAAUGACAAAUUUAUGCCUCCUGAUGAUCCUCUAGGUCGCCAUGGUCCGAGCCUUGAAAAUUUCUUAAGGAAAAGGCCAGUUAUUCCUGAACAUAAAAAACAACCAUGUCCUUAUGGUAAAAAGUGCACCUAUGGGCACAAAUGUAAAUACUACCACCCAGAACGGGCAAACCAACCUCAAAGGUCAGUAGCGGAUGAGCUUCGAAUAAGUGCCAAAUUAUCUGCUGUGAAAACUAUGAGUGAGGGAGCCUUGGCCAAAUGUGGCACAGGGCCAUCCAGCUCCAAAGGAGAGAUCAAUUCUGAAGUGAAACGCGUUACCCCAAAACGUCAGUCAGAUCCAAGCAUUAGAUCGGUAGCUGUGGAGCCUGAUGAAAAGUUAACAGUAGCCCGGAAGUCGGAGGCCAGCUCUGUCCCAUCUCUGGUUUCUGCAUUAAGCGUACCAACACUCCCUCCACCAAAAAGCCAUGCAGCUGGUGCAUUAAAUACUCGUUCUGCAAGCAGCCCAGUGCCAGGUUCCUCACAGUUCACACAUCAGAAAUCCUCACUGGAACACAUGUCCAGUGUGCAAUAUCCUCCUAUACUAGUCACCAAUAGCCAUGGUACCUCAAUUAGCUAUACUGACCAGUACCCCAAAUAUGAAUCGUUAGGGGACCAUGGCUAUUAUUCCUUACUCAGUGAUUUUUCCAAUUUGAGCAUAAGUAGUAUGCGUAACACAGAUUAUUACGGGGCUGAUACAGACCAGGGGAUGUAUUCUAGAAACUCAAGUCCCUGUCCUGAAAAUCGCUUAAGCCAUACAAGUAAUGAUUCUUAUUCCUCUUACAAUGACUUGUAUCUGGGUGUAGCAGAUGCCAGUCCAGAAGACAAUGUGAAGAUCCACAGACUUUCAUCACAAAAUCGUCUUCAGCCUUUUUCCCAUGGUUACCAUGAAGCCUUAAACAGAGUUCAGAGUUAUGGAGCUGAAGAGCCUAAGCAAUCCCUCCGCAAACAGUCAGUUUCCCACUUAGGCCUACAUGCCCAGCAUCCAGUUGUUGGAGCGCGGUCCAGUUGUCCAGGAGACUACCCUGUGCCUCAAAAUGUUCAUCCAACUGCACAACCAAGCCGUGCCUUGGUCAUGACAAGAAUGGACAGUAUUUCUGACUCACGGCUCUAUGAAAGUAAUCCAACAAGGCAGAGAAGACCACCUCUCUGUCGAGAACAACAUGCUAGUUGGGAUCCGUUACCAUGUGCAUCAGACUCUUAUGCUUAUCACUCAUAUCCAUUAAGUAACAACCUCAUGCAGCCAUGUUAUGAGCCUGUAAUGGUGAGAAGCAUGCCUGAGAAGAUGGAGCAACUCUGGCGGAAUCCCUGGAUUGGGGUAUGUGGUGAGCCACGGGAACCACAUAUCAUCCCAGAACAUCAGUAUCAAACAUAUAAAAAUCUCUGCAAUAUUUUCCCUCCGAGCAUUGUCCUUUCUGUGAUGGAAAAGAAUCCCCACAUGACAGAUGCACAACAGCUGGCAGCUAUGAUUGUUGCCAAAUUAAGAACAGGGCGUUAAAUCAUUGCAGCCUCUUUUAAACUGAUGAGACUAUACAGCAAACAGCAACUGGAGGAAAGCUUACAUGAUGGAAGUGGGCAAGUUUAUUGUAAAUAUAUAUUUUUUAACAGUCUAGUAUACAAUUCUGUACACAGUAGCAGUCAUAAAUAAAUAAAUGUGCCUAGGCACUGUAUAAGAGCUGAUUGCAUUGUAAAUUUUAAGAUUUUAAAUAUAGGGAUUUUUAAUAGUAUUUUACAGGAAAUGCAUACCUUCCUGCAUGGAUAUAUCGUUAAAGAACUAGAAUGUCACGUUCAGUGUCUCAAAGCUGUUAAUACAAAAUUAUGUUACCAAUUAUAUUGCAUGUACUAGUGUAUACUUUCAAUUUGAUUAUAAAUACCUAAUUGGCCUUUCAAAGUAUGCUCUAUGCACUCCCAGAUCACCUUUAGGAUAUCAGCUUUGUCACUUGACAGUGCCUAUUGGCAUGUCAGAUAUUUAAGAAAGAAUACUCUUGGCAAAAAUUAAAAUAUACAAUUUGUAAAAGCAAAACUGAUUUAUUCUUUUUCAGCUUUUACAUGUCAGUAUUGUUGGUAUUUCUUAAAUUUUAAAAUUGUUCACCAAGAGUCUGAGUAUCUCCUGGGACAUCCAAUACUUUGGCUCAAUACAGCAGAAGCCAAAUUUGUUACCAAAUCAGGACCAAAAUAUUAGGGUGAGUGGAGGAGCGAGGUCCAUUCAAUAAAAUAAAAGGAAUUUAUCUGUAGUGUCUCUCUUCAGAAUUGGCUGUCACCUGUACUGUAAACAACUACCAUUCUGGAGGAAUAGAAAUGCUACAGGUUAAAAACUGCUAAUUUUCAUGUAAAUUGGAUUACUCAGCCUCAAGCAGAGGGAAACAGAUGUUAACAUGGAUGUUCAGCAGUAACUGCAGACCUUCUUCUGGGAGCAGCAAUGGCAUUUGAGUGAAACUAAUAUUAAAGAUUG